Beauveria bassiana ARSEF 2860 is the source of this 1464-nucleotide messenger RNA. RefSeq names its product oxalate decarboxylase family bicupin. The coding region runs from base 1 to 1464 and encodes 487 amino acids. The transcript has 2 exons. Gene Ontology annotation, biological process: oxalate metabolic process. The record is from RefSeq and is a predicted model, not a curated record. Lineage: Eukaryota; Fungi; Ascomycota; Sordariomycetes; Hypocreales; Cordycipitaceae.
AUGAUGUUUAGCUCAAAAACAUUACUACUUUUGUCCUUGACAGGUAGUGCUUACGGUGCGCCACAAAUCAAGUAUGCCGGAAACACUGGCCCGAUCGCGGGCGUCACACCCCCCUUGGCUAGCGUGCAGGCUCCGGUCGGCGGCCUUCGCGGCGAUGCCAGUCUUUUGGGCGGCAACGCCAAGAUUCCCGACGUGACAAAGCAGAGCGCCGAGGUGGACAAUCCCACGCUGGUACAGGGGCAAGACGCCGAUGCCGACCUGGGCCUGUACCUCGACUUUAACAGCGCGGACAAGCCGGAGCCGUACCGCGGCAGCAAGGGCGCCUCGGCCGACGGCGCGCGCACGUUUGCGUACGAGAAGCUGAACCCGGACCUCUUUGCGCCGCCGGGCACCGACGCCGGCAGCGUGCCCAACGCCAUGUGGCCGAUGGGCCUGUCGCACAACCGCUUCGGGUCCGGCGAAAAGUCGGGCUGGGCGCGGCAGCAAAACACGGACGUGCUGCCGAGCGCGACCGCCAUGGCGGGCGUCGACAUGAAGCUCGCGCCCAACGCGUACCGCGAGCUGCACUGGCACACGGCGGCCGAGUGGGCGCUGGUUUUGAAGGGGUGCGUGCGCGUCGCCGCCGUGAAUGACGAGUCGCAGACGUUUACCGACGACUUGUGCGCCGGCGACGUCUGGUUUUUUCCCGCCGGCGUGCCGCACUCGAUUCAGGCCUUUGACCAAGGGGUCGAGUUUUUGCUCGUCUUUGACCAGGGCGACUUUGACGAGAAUGGCACCUUUCUCGUGUCGGAAAUGUUUGCCCGCACGCCCACGUCGGUGCUGGCCAAGAACUUUGCGGCGCCCGUCGACGCCUUUCGGGACAUUCCGCAAAAGGAGCUCUACAUUUUCGACGGCACGCCGCAGCCCAAGGAUAUUGCCAAACAAACCGUUACGGGCCCCGCGGGUGCCGUGCCCGUCGCGCACGCUUACACGUACCACUGGUCGCAGCAGGAACCGUUUGAGACGCCCGGCGGCACCGUCAAGAUUCUCGACCCGACCAGCUUUCCCAUUGCCGCGGGCUUCUCCGCCGCGCUCGUCACGGUGCGGCCGGGCGCGAUGCGCGAGAUGCACUGGCACACGACCUCUGACGAAUGGGACUACUUUUUGCAGGGCUCCGGCCGCGCCACCGUGUACAAGGCGCCCGACGCGGGCCGCACCUUUGACUUUACCGCCGGCGACGUCGGGUAUAUCCCAAAGGCAGGCGCGCACUAUGUAGAGAAUACGGGCACCGAGGACCUCGUGUUUUUGGAGGUGCUGCAGGCGCCCAAGUUUACCGACAUUUCGGUCGCGCAGUGGCUGGCGCUCACGCCCAAGCAAGUCGUCAAGGAUCAUUUGCAUCUGGACGACGCGGUGCUGGAUAACAUUCCAAAGGAAAAGACGAUACUUAAGCAGGGAAACACAAACUUGACUGCUUUGAGCUCAUGA